This is a messenger RNA of Heterocephalus glaber (naked mole-rat), 1415 nucleotides long. NCBI's taxonomy places the organism in Eukaryota, Metazoa, Chordata, Mammalia, Rodentia, Bathyergidae. The record is from RefSeq and is a predicted model, not a curated record.
CCUAGAAUUGGUUUGGCCAGCCUUGAUUUAAAGAGACAGAAGCUGUCGAGGUUUUAGGAGACGGUCCCCAAUACCCUCCCCCCAAGUCCUUGGGACCAGUUGGGUCCCCAGAGCUGGGAGAUGGUUUGUGGUGGCUUUGCCUGCUCCAAGAAUGCGCUGUGCGCUCUCAACGUGGUCUAUAUGUUUUUUCCCAAUAUAGAAGCGAAGGACUACGCUAAGGGUUCCGAUUGUAUGUUUGGAGACUGUUGACCCUGCUCCCCCUCCCAUUCCAGCCUGUCCGACUUCCUUUGAGAAGACUGAUCAAGGAUAUUCCUAGUUCUGAUCGCACCCCCCCUCAUUUACACCCAGAUCGGUUACCCCGUUUUCCCCAAGUUCCUUUGUAUUAGCCUCUGACGGUGCUGCAUGCUAGACUUCUUUGAGAUUACAUGAUCAUCCUUGGUCUGGUCUUCAUCUUCCAGUUUGGAAUCUCUUGUUCAUGCCUGGCUAUUAACCGCAGCAAACAGACAGAUCUCAUCAAUGCUUCUUGGUGGGUCAUGGGCAACAAUACCCGGCAUGAACUGGAAAGAAGUUUUGAUUGUUGUGGCUUGUUCAACCUCACGACCCAGUACCAAGAUGAUGCUUCCUGCAAUGCACUCUGCAAGAACAGAAGCUCCACGUGCCAGAUGUGUGGAGAAAUAUUUCUUAAGCAUUCAGAUGAAGCCCUGAAAAUCCUUGGGGGUGUCGGACUCUUCUUUAGCUUUACAGAGAUCCUUGGUGUUUGGCUAGCAAUGAGAUUUCGGAAUCAAAAGGAUCCUCGAGCUAACCCAAGUGCCUUUCUAUGAGACUUUGGAUCCUUUCAACUUUCCUGCUCUCUCAACUUUUUAUUUCUCCCUUCAGGAAAACCUGGAGUCUAUAUCCUUUUCUGAGAAAAAGGAAAGGCCCUUUGCCACAUGCCCUAAAACUGACGGGUUAGGCCUUGAGAUAUUCUGAUGGGAGUAAGAUUGUGGGGAAUAGAAAGAAAAAUUUCAUCCCUCUCUCCCAGGUGGAUAUGGACAGCUCCUGAGAGUUCGUGGAUAGGGGCUUGAAUCAUUCAUAGCUAUUUCCCUUCUACAUGCUGGACCACUUCAACACACCUGGCCUGGCUCCAAGGAUCAAUCAGGAAUAUAGCCCAGAAAACUACCAAGAACUCUUACAAUAUGUGGGACCCAGUUUGAGGAAGUUCAGUGAAUAUAAAAAACCCAUUUUAUCUCCAUAAUCAAAUAAGCAUCUUAAGUUUCUUUCUAAUCUUCACCAGUGAAGGGGCUCCACUGACUGUCUAGGCCCUGUGUAACUUAGAGAGUCUUUAAGGUUCUGCAGAGAAGUUCCUCCUUUUAAGUAGUUUGUCCAAUCUCCCAACUGCAAGGCCAGAGAAACAUUAAAAAAAAGAAAAAAGACCA